Messenger RNA from Leptosomus discolor (cuckoo roller), 1831 nucleotides. Lineage: Eukaryota; Metazoa; Chordata; Aves; Leptosomiformes; Leptosomidae. The record is from RefSeq and is a predicted model, not a curated record.
CGUUCUCAGCCACUAAUUCCUGGUCAGCCUGUGGUUCCCCCUAUGUCUCUUCAACAAGUGAAAUCGGAAAAACCUUCAACGUUGCAGAGGUCUCAAGAAACAGUCAUUCGAGAGUUGCAGCCACAACAGCAGCCUCGGACUAUUGAGCGGAGAGAUCUGCAGUACAUUACUAUCAGCAAGGAAGAACUGUCCUCUAGUGAUAGCCUCUCUCCAGAUCCCUGGAAACGGGAUGCUAAGGAGAAGCUGGAGAAGCAGCAACAGAUGCACAUUGUGGACAUGCUGAGUAAAGAGAUUCAGGAACUUCAGAACAAGCCUGAUCGUACAGCAGAAGAAAAUGACCGCCUCCGCAAACUCAUGCUUGAGUGGCAGUUCCAAAAGCGACUUCAAGAAUCAAAGCAAAAGGAUGAAGAUGAUGAUGAAGAGGAGGACGAUGAUGUGGAUACUAUGCUUAUCAUGCAGCGACUGGAGGCAGAAAGAAGAGCAAGGUUACAGGAUGAAGAACGCAGACGGCAGCAACAGUUGGAAGAAAUGCGCAAACGAGAAGCGGAAGAUAGGGCCAGGCAGGAAGAAGAGCGCCGACAGCAAGAGGAGGAGCGGACCAGAAGAGAGGCUGAAGAAAAGAGGCGACAGGAAGAGGAGUAUUACAGUCGCUUAGAGGCUGAAAGGCGCAGGCAGCACGAUGAAGCAGAACGAAGAUUACUGGAACCUGACGAGCCUGGUCUGUACAGACCUCCGCUUCCACGGGAAUAUGAACUCCCAUCCCCAACCCCUUCAUCUAACGCUCCUCCUCCCCCACCUCAGCGAAACACCUCUUACCUCAAAACACAGGUCCUCUCCCCUGACACGAUUUAUACUGCCAAGUUUGUUGCAUACAAUGAUGAUGAUGAGGAGGAGGAGGAUUCCAAUCUAGCAGGUCAGGAUAAGUACUCCAGCACAAGAAAAUCUUAUGGUGACUUUCCUCCUGCCACCCUUAAGCCACAGCAGCCCUCCCGCCAGCCUCGCCCAGUUUCAGAUGGCCUCUUUCUUUCCAACUCAUUCCAGUCAUCUCCAGUCAAUGCCAACAGUACUGCUGCCAAAAAAAGCCAGCCCCCACCCCCACCAAACAAACUGAGUUUCAUCCAUGCCAGCAGCUCUAAAGGAAUAAAUUCAUACACUGGAUCUACAGGAGCAGCUGUUGGGGCCCAUGAAGUUUAUCGGGAUCCAAGAGACAAAAGAUCUAAAAGUCAAGAUACAGAUUUACCUGGAGCACCAGAAAACUUGACGUUCAGGGAACGCCAACGACUUUUUUCACAGGGUCAGGAUGUAUCCAAUAAAGUGAAAGCUUCUAGGAAAUUAAUGGAACUGGAAAAUGAGUUGAACACAAAAUAAGAUUAAAGCACCUUAUCAGAUGUAACCGAAGAUCUCUAAAGUGAGGGAUUGAGAUGGGGGGCACACUACUAAUGAACAGAAAAUGAAUGUUUUCUGAAAGGAGUGACUUUAAUUCCUCUAUAUCUAAGACUGUUAAUUAAGAUUUAGAGAUGUUGCAAUAGCAAGAAAACUGAUUACUUUGCCAGGAGCUUGUGGUUUAUACAAUGAAAGCACUGUAAAAUUUUAAAGAUAUGAAUCACGUGAAGGUAACUUUUUCUUUCUUUCUGUUUUGGGGGUUAAGUUCUUGUGCACCAGACCAAGUAGCACUUGUCAAAGAUAAGUUCUGUUUCCUGGUGUUCUACAGACACACUUUUGUUUUAGCUGCUGAGCAGAGAGAGUGAGAAUAGCUUGAACUGCCUAAACUAAACUGUGCACUAGAAAGUAGUAUUUUAAAUUGUUUGAUAAGAAGCCAAUAUCUGGGCCA